Molecule: messenger RNA, 1356 nt
Organism: Spathaspora passalidarum NRRL Y-27907
Lineage: Eukaryota; Fungi; Ascomycota; Pichiomycetes; Serinales; Debaryomycetaceae
Exons: 1
Coding region: 174-827 (217 amino acids)
Source: RefSeq, a predicted model, not a curated record
AUCCUAGAUCAAGUGACAUUUCUUCACCCAUACACCACAGAGCAAGUACAUCAUCCGAGGUCAAGCCAUCUAUAUCUUCCCAUUCUUCAGUGUCCAAUCCUUCAAUAUUUUCCACUGAUUUUCGAUACGGUUCCACUUCUUCCUUGAACUCAACAACACCCACAAUAACAACAAUGUUGCCACCACCUGCUACCACAUCUACUGCUUCAUACGCAUACCAGCCCGCGAAUGUCGGCGCUAACCCAGGAUCCACCAGCCAAACACCUACUGCUAACAAUACUUCUCGUGCUUCUGGUUCUACAGGUACCGCCGGUGCCACAAACCCUUCGGCAUCCAAUACACCAAUUUCUGGUACUGGUGCAUCAUCUAACCCACCACCCACCAAUGCUCAAUUAACUUCUAAAUUUAACGCUCAUGAUAUUCAAGUAUUACGACAAUUAUUAGUUGCUGGAGAGAAGCACAAGUGGAAGCAAAUAACUAAAGAAAUUAAUCAAACUUCAAACAAUAACGCUGCUGCGGCCGCCGCAGCUGCAGCUACUAAUUCUCAACAGCUGGGGUAUGGAUACCGAAACGCAAAUUCUGGUGGUGCUGGUGGUGCCGCAGGUACUGGAGCUAAUGCAGGAGCUAGGGCCGGGGGUCAGUCUGCUCCAAAGAAUGUGUCGCCUACUUUUGUCAUGAAACAAUAUCAAAGUUUAUUGGGGUUGCCUAACAAUUCUAUAUAUUUUGGAACUUUGGGUUCUAGCUUACCUUAUGUUGUAGCUCCUAAUGGAUGGGAUGAUAUAGGAGAACAACACUACCAACAUCAUUUUGGUGAUGAUCUUGAGUAAAAAAAAAGAGACAAACACUACUACUGUUACUUUUGUAUUUCUAUUUUUGUUUUAUUCUGUAUAAUUAAAUAAAUUUUAUUCCUCUUUUCUACAAUCGACACAUGCGGUUCCGUCGUUUAAUUUGUAGUCCAGUCCCCGGUCAAUAUGUUUACCAACUUGCAAUCCCAACUUAUUCUUUAUUAAUACUUUAAUAAACUUUGAAUCGGGGAAACCGUCAUAUGUAUAUUUUUCCUCGCCUUCAUCAGCAUACUUUUCUUGCAAUUCUUUGGAUUUGAAUUUCCGUUUGUAUAUGAUCUCACUGGCGGAGUUUGAUGUUACCAACACAAUUUGAAAUACCCCCGGCUGGUCUAAAAUCGGCUGUAAGGAAAUAUCUUGAAUUUCUUCAGGGAAUGUUUGUAGGAUUUCUUGUAAAUACCAUACUGCUCUAUUCUGCCACUUGCAUUUAUUACAAUAUUGGAUUAUUAUUCGGGGAUAUCUUUCAAUUGAGACCGUCAUCGUCAGACACAGAAUUAGCGUAGUCCAGCCAGCC